AUUUAUCUCAAUUCCCCAAAUUUACGAAUUCAGGGAUUCCAAUCCGAAAAUGGCGACCGCAAGAGUAGAUCUGGACGGCAAUGCGAUUAAGCCGAUUACGAUAUGCAUGAUCGGCGCCGGCGGCUUCAUCGGCUCGCAUCUCUGCGAGUACUUGAUGGACGAGACUGCUCACAGGAUUCUCGCCGUCGACGUCUACAAUGACAAGAUCAAGCACCUCCUCGAGCCGACCUCGCAGUGGGGAGACCGCAUCCAGUUCCACCGCCUCAACAUUAAGAACGACUCGCGUCUCGAAGGCCUCAUCCGCAUGGCAGAUCUCACCAUCAAUCUUGCUGCUAUAUGUACUCCAGCUGAUUAUAACACGCGUCCACUUGAUACAAUUUACAGCAAUUUCAUCGAUGCUCUGCCUGUGGUCAAAUACUGUUCAGAAAACAACAAGCGUCUCAUACAUUUCUCCACUUGUGAAAUUUAUGGGAAAACCAUUGGUGCUUUCUUGCCAAAAGAUAGCCCACUACGGCAGGAUCCGAAUUAUUUUCUGCUCAAGGAGGAUGAAUCCCCUUGCAUUUUUGGCCCCAUUGAGAAGCAGAGGUGGUCAUAUGCUUGUGCCAAGCAGUUGAUUGAGAGAUUGAUUUAUGCUGAGGGUGCUGAGAACGGUCUUGAAUUUACAAUUGUGAGGCCCUUCAACUGGAUUGGUCCCAGGAUGGAUUUCAUUCCUGGUAUUGAUGGCCCCAGCGAAGGUGUUCCGAGAGUUCUCGCUUGCUUUAGCAAUAAUCUCUUGAGGCGUGAACCACUGAAGCUUGUUGACGGGGGACAGUCACAGAGAACCUUCGUUUACAUUAAGGAUGCUAUUGAGGCUGUUAUUUUGAUGAUUGAAAACCCAGCUAGGGCUAAUGGCCAUAUUUUCAAUGUGGGCAACCCAAACAACGAAGUUACAGUAAGGCAGCUUGCUGAAAUGAUGACUCAGGUUUACGCGAAGGUGAGCGGUGAAUCAUCACUAGACACACCAACGGUAGAUGUGAGUUCAAAAGAGUUUUAUGGCGAAGGAUACGAUGACAGUGAUAAGAGAAUUCCAGACAUGACUAUCAUCAACAAACAACUUGGAUGGAAUCCGAAGACGUCGCUCUUUGACCUGCUGGAGUCGACCCUUACCUACCAACACAGGACGUAUGCUGAGGCAGUGAAGAAGGCAACCUCAAAACCCGUGGCAAGUUGAGCACUAAAUAUAGUGCAUUGGUUUAUGUUCUAUUCUAUGUGCUGUGCUCUCUCCAUAUUCAUUUCUCUCUCAUAAACAAUAUUCUUUCUUCGCCUCACAAGCCUAUAGGCUACACGGUUGUAAUGAUCGUCGAUAUCUUGUAUUUGUCUAAUAUCUUUUGACAAGUUUCCUUCACUAGAUAUAAACCUUACCUCCAUUAAAUUUUUGGUGAUGAAAAGUUUUAGAGGGGGUUUGCUAGUUACUUGUUGCUCUAGUUUGCCUUGAAGAGAGCCAGCUCAUGUAUUGUUUUGUUCUUAAACGAUUUUAGUCUAUCAUUUCUCAUUA
Molecule: messenger RNA, 1534 nt
Organism: Salvia hispanica
Lineage: Eukaryota; Viridiplantae; Streptophyta; Magnoliopsida; Lamiales; Lamiaceae
Product: UDP-D-apiose/UDP-D-xylose synthase 2-like
Molecular function (GO): carboxy-lyase activity
Source: RefSeq, a predicted model, not a curated record